Momordica charantia (bitter melon) is the source of this 1601-nucleotide messenger RNA. RefSeq lists its product as uncharacterized. Gene Ontology annotation, cellular component: nucleus; cyclin-dependent protein kinase holoenzyme complex. Gene Ontology annotation, molecular function: RNA polymerase II CTD heptapeptide repeat kinase activity; ATP binding. The record is from RefSeq and is a predicted model, not a curated record. Gene Ontology annotation, biological process: positive regulation of transcription elongation by RNA polymerase II; protein phosphorylation. Lineage: Eukaryota; Viridiplantae; Streptophyta; Magnoliopsida; Cucurbitales; Cucurbitaceae.
CCCAAAUGGCUGACUACCAAUAUUCCCAGACAUGUGUUGGCUGGGUUGGUUCCCAAGAGCGUGGAGGCCUAUGACAAGCUUGAUAAGGUAGGCCAAGGAAGUUACAGCAAUGUGUACAAAGCUCGAGAUAGGGAGAGUGGAAAGAUUGUUGCCCUUAAGAAGGUCCGUUUUGAUACGACAGAACCUGAGAGUGUGAAGUUCAUGGCAAGAGAAAUUACGAUACUACUGAAAUUGGAUCACCCCAACAUUGUUAAACUUGAAGGAUUGGCCACCUCAAGAAUGCAGUUCAGUCUUUAUCUUGUUUUUGAUUUUAUGCCGACUGACUUGGCCCGAGUUAUUUCCCGCCCCGAUGUACGGCUUACCGAGCCUCAGGUCAAAUGCUAUAUGCAACAGCUACUCUCAGGUUUGCAGCAUUGCCAUGAUAAGGGGAUAUUACACCGCGAUAUCAAAGGAUCGAACCUGUUAAUUGACAGAAAUGGGAUGCUGAAGAUUGCAGAUUUCGGGCUUGCCAAUUUUUUUGGUCCAAAGAGGCAUCUUACCAAUCGUGUCGUGACACUUUGGUACCGAGCUCCAGAGCUAUUGUUAGGUGCUACUGAUUAUGGAGUUGGCAUUGAUCUAUGGAGUGCGGGAUGCCUAUUGGCAGAAAUGUUCAUAGGAAGGCCAAUUCUGCCCGGUCGAACAGAGGUUGAGCAACUCCACAAAAUUUUCAAGUUAUGUGGUACGCCAUCCGAGGAAUAUUGGAGAAAACUGAAGCUCUCACCAACUUUUAAACCUCCACAGUCAUAUCGACCUAGUCUUGGAGAAUUGUUUAAGCAUUUACCUUCAUCUUCUUUAGGCCUUCUGAGCAGUCUACUCGCGUUAGAGCCUUCGUAUCGUGGCUCUGCAUCUUUAGCCCUCGAGAGUGAAUUCUUUUACACAAGUCCAUUGUCAUGUGACCUUUCGGGUCUCCCUGUAAUCCACAGCGAGCAUGAUGAACCGAAUCCAACAAAUCAGCAAAAGUCCAGGAAUUCUAAAGUUACAAGGCGUUCUCAUACACACCGGGAGCAUCGAAGGAAAGUUUCAACCACUGAAAAACUGAAAGAAGAACCAAAAAUUCUAAAAGAGCUUUCGCAGCAAACAGGUGAUGCUAGCGAGCGAAGCGAAGAGCGAGGGAGCACUACGACGAGCACGUCCUCGAGUGUUAACACGGGAGGGCGAAAGGGGCACUCUCACUUCUUGCUAUCUCCAAUUCCAUCUUCUAAUAAGAAGUCUUCAAGAACCCAAGGCCAUCUUGAAGCUACCAAAAACCUCAACAACUUGCCUCAAUUGCCCAAGUCGAGACGGUACUCAACCCUCAAUGACGAAGACAACAGCACACAUGUCACGAGUCAGGUUCGGAGGUCGGUCUCAACCAGGGAUUUCAGGAACUUGGAGCGAAGGGAGCAGUUGAAAUUCUAUGCUGUUGAUGAUUAGGCUAUAUGUAAGAUCAUAUAUAACUGUUGGAAAGGUCUUUGAUUUUAGAUUUAUUUUUGUUUGUUAUAUGUUUUAGUUGUAAUAUUUUAACUUUUUCUCCUCCAACUAAUUCAUAUGAGUGGAAACUGAAAUAAUUUGCUGUUCUUAAA